GUCAAGCAUGGCAUGGUGGAGCAGACAGCUCUUGUUGUUGUGCAGACGAGGAAUAUCUUACACAUCGAGAAGUGCGAAAAACAGACCAUGCAUUGACAACAUAACAGUUAAGCCGCGUUUAAGAAGUUUAAACUACAAACAACGUACAUCUGUCAAGCCUGUCAUUGCCGUUUUUAGAACUGGCCAGUCGUCGAAACUGACAACAUUUGGCUCUGUGGGGUUUGGGUGUGUUCUCUAUGGGACAGUAGCGUUUUGCCUCGCUGAUGAUAAAGAUGAGAAGUUUCUCAAUGCAGCUCACCUCAACAAUAUACGAGAGAUGGAAAGACUGAUAAAGUUAGGCGUGGAUGUAAAUGCUCGUCACCCGCUGGGUUGGACAGCCCUCCAUGUUGCUGCAAUGAACAAGCAUAAAGAAGCAGUGAGAGUUCUCCUUGAGGCAGGUGCUGAUCCCAACUUGGGGGACGACUUCAGCAACGUGGGUCAGAUGGCUCGGGAGAAGAAACUCAACAGUCUGCAGGUGCAUCUUGAAAGAGAGGAGGAGUUUUCUAACCGACUCAACAUCCGAGCCAACUUCAAGGGCUGCACUGCUCUACACUAUGCUGUACUGGCUGAUGACACUGAAGUGGUUUCUUUACUUCUUGAAGCGGGAGCAGAUCCGAUGAUGGAGAAUGUUGUAGGACACUGCCCCAUGGACUAUGUGCGUCGCCCAGACAUGAAGCACCUGCUGGAAGACUACAAGCUGAAGUAUAACAAGAUGAAGGCGGAGAGGGAAGCUGAAGAGAGGAGACGCUUCCCCUUGGAGCUGCGGCUCAAGGAACAGAUCAUAGGACAGGAGGCUGCCAUCAACACAGUCGCUGCAGCUAUACGUCGAAAAGAGAACGGCUGGUAUGAUGAAGAUCACCCUUUGGUGUUCCUCUUUCUUGGAUCUUCAGGAAUAGGAAAAACUGAAUUAGCAAAGCAAGUUGCAAAGUAUCUGCAUAAAGAUGUGAAGAAGGGUUUUAUCAGAAUUGACAUGUCAGAGUACCAGGAAAAACAUGAAGUUGCCAAGUUUAUCGGGUCCCCACCCGGUUAUGUCGGACACGAGGAGGGAGGACAGUUGACCAAGAAGCUGACUGAAAGUCCACAAGCAGUUGUCCUGUUUGACGAGGUCGACAAAGCUCAUCCCGAUGUCCUGACGAUCAUGCUGCAGCUGUUUGAUGAGGGUCGUCUAACAGACGGGAAGGGCAAGACAAUCGAUUGUAAGGAUGCCAUCUUUAUCAUGACAUCUAAUCUAGCCAGUGAGGAGAUUGCCCAUCAUGCAUUGCGACUCCGAGGAGAAGCAGAGGAGGUGGCGAAACAGAGGCAAUCUGGAAAACUAGAAGACUUGGAGAAUGCUGAGAAAAUAACAAUAUCACGGAACUUCAAAGACAAAGUAGUUCGACCAAUACUGAAGUAUCAUUUCAGAAGGGAUGAGUUUCUAGGCAGAAUUAAUGAGAUUGUCUACUUCCUGCCAUUUUCAAGAUCUGAGCUUGCCAAGCUUGUUACCAAGGAGUUGGACUUCUGGGCAAAGAGGGCGGCAACGAAGCAUCAGAUUGAACUGAGUUGGGACCACCAUGUUGUCGACGUGCUGGCUGACGGCUACGAUGUACACUAUGGAGCCAGGUCAAUCAAAUAUGAGGUUGAAAGGCGUGUUGUGACUCAGCUAGCCAUGGCCCAUGAACGAAAGUUGAUCAGCAAUGGCUCCACCAUCAAAUUGUCUGUUCCCAAUAGGGAUGACAUUCUGACAGAUAAGUCCCAUGGGACCAUAGAUCAGAAAGAACACUCUCAUAUCAAACUAAAAGUUUUGAAGGAAGGCUCCAAGAACAAAUAUGUGGACGUUGAUUUAAACAAAGUGGAUAAUCCGUUUACAUCAGAAUUUAGAUGAGAUGAAUUUCUGUUCAUUACAGAGUUUUUGUAGUGAGCCAGUGAACUUUGUUUGAAAAGAUUUUUGCAAAUGUCUUUCAAAAUAGUUGUAACAUAUUGGAAAUGAGAAACUUGUCAUUAAUCCUGUAAGUCAGUAAUUAUUUGUGGUUGAUGAGUCUGUAACCUGCACAUCUUUAUUCAGAUCUGUUGUAGGUUGAUAUAUCGAUUGUCAUUGACGGUCAUCUGCCCUGAAAAACCUACAGCGAUUAAAAACAAGGGUUUACAUUUUGUUUGAGGCAAAAAGCAGACACCAAUAAUAUCUACAUUCCUCCAUCUCCAGUAGAUACAUAUGUCAGCUGGGAGGUGUGACAGUAAUGUGUGACUGUUAGCUAAUGACAUGAGGCUGUGUAUAAACAAGUCGAAUGAACCCCACUCUGUGCAUGUGUGUAAGAGCCACCAUUUGUUUAAUACUUAAGUGCAGAGUAAACUGCCACAUGGCUCCAUUUUUCACUGGUAUGAACACUUGCUGGUUUUCCUCUCACUGGGUACAAGACAGCUUGACACAGUUGUAAAGAAGGCAAAUAGGUGAAAGCAGUCAUGGGUGAUGAAGUACUGAUGACAUUCUCUUUGGAUGUGUCUAGUGGAAGGGAAGCAACUCUUGUAAGUUUCAAGUAGUCCUCUCAGCACAAGCAAAACACUUCUAGAGCUAUUAGUAACAUCCAUCCCAAAAUGCCUUAACCAAUAAUAGAGAAACAAACACAAUUUUAGUAUUCUCUUUAUUCUCAGUAAUACACAAUCAUGUAACUGAUUCCCGUUUCUUGUACAUCUGUUGCAUAUAGUUUAAUCUCUUAGCAGCAGCAUGUUUUGUAUCUGAAAUAUUUGUAGCAUAUAAGUGUACCUGUUUAAUCAUAUAUUUACCCAUUUAAAGCUUAUAUGCAAGAUUUAUGAUAAUAGCUUUAAGUUGGAACUGUUUGUAAUAAAUAUUUAUGGAAAUAAAAGGUAUUUGUAACA
Molecule: messenger RNA, 2889 nt
Organism: Haliotis rubra (blacklip abalone)
Lineage: Eukaryota; Metazoa; Mollusca; Gastropoda; Lepetellida; Haliotidae
Product: caseinolytic peptidase B protein homolog
Exons: 16
Coding region: 8-1900 (630 amino acids)
Biological process (GO): cellular response to heat
Cellular component (GO): mitochondrion; cytoplasm
Molecular function (GO): protein binding; ATP binding; ATP hydrolysis activity
Source: RefSeq, a predicted model, not a curated record